AUGGACAAAUGCCACAAUAUCAAUUUCAACAGCAACAACAAAUGCGAGACCAAAGUCAACACCAGCACAUGCAGCAACAACAAUAUGAACAAGAGCAAUAUCAAAAAAAUAGAUGGUUACAAGAGCAGUGGCUACAGCAGCAACUACAACAAGAACAAUAUGAUGAUGAACAACUUCAACAAGAAAGGAUGCAACAUGAACAAUGGCAAGAGGAACAACUGUCUAAAGAAAGAAUGCGACAGGAACGAUGGUUACAAGAACAGUUGCUGGAAGAACAACAUGAACAGGAGCAAUGUGGUCAAGAACGAAUACAAAGGAGUCAUGAGAAAGGAAUAG
This is a messenger RNA of Plasmodium fragile, 336 nucleotides long. RefSeq lists its product as uncharacterized. The coding region runs from base 1 to 336 and encodes 111 amino acids. Lineage: Eukaryota; Apicomplexa; Aconoidasida; Haemosporida; Plasmodiidae. The transcript has a single exon. The record is from RefSeq and is a predicted model, not a curated record.